Molecule: messenger RNA, 1305 nt
Organism: Lactuca virosa
Lineage: Eukaryota; Viridiplantae; Streptophyta; Magnoliopsida; Asterales; Asteraceae
Source: the annotation of a GenBank genome assembly
AUGCGUUUGCUUUUACAAAUAAUUGUAGUCGUUCUAUCCUUCAUCUCUCUUGAACAUGAAGCCUUAGCUGCACUACCUUACACUUCUGUAGUUCUUCCAAUACAUAAACAUACCGAUGCUUCUAAGCCUCUUUAUAGUGUUCAAGUCAUGACAGCCUACGUAAACAUGCAAUUCUUAAGCCAAAAUCUCCUCAUAGACAUAGAUGCUCCUAUUAUAUGGCGCACUUGUUCCUUACAAUGGAACAUGUAUCAAGGCAGUUGCCCAGCCGACACACAAUGUGCCUUUCCUGUUUCUUGUGAAGAAUAUCAGUGCACCGAAGUACGAACUUCCUUCUCAUACAAGAAUCCUUACUGUCCACGAGAAACCAACACGUCAACGUUACCUGGUUGGGGAGAAUGUACGUGCCCAGUCAAUGUGGUCAACCCCAUUGAUGCAUCGUGUGUCCAGGCCCAGCUCAACUAUGACGACUUCACUUUCAAUGAAAGCAAUGGUGGAAAUGUGUAUACUGGAAUAUAUGGCGCUUACCCGAAUGCUGCGUGUGCUCCUUCUUCAUCACUUCAAUUAUUCCCUGCAAAUGUUACAGGUGUCAUGGCACUUUCAUCUUCGCCUUAUGCCUUACCAGCUCGUUUAGUUGACCCGCUUAGAAGAGUAAUAGGUCUAUGUUUGCCUAGCACCUUGUCUGCUCUUGGGGUUCUACUUUAUGGAGAUAGUCCUUAUUACCUUCUCCCCCAAUCAACUGUUGACGUAAGGAGUUAUCUUUCUUAUACUCCAUUGAUAAACCAUCCAGAUUCUUUUGGAUACUAUAUAGGUGUGAAUAACAUUGUAAUCAAAAAGAGAUCCAUUACUAUUCCGGCAGAUGCCAUCACCAAGAUUAGUACAACCGAGCCUUACACCAUUCUUAGAACUGACAUUUAUAAUCCUGUGGUUCGAAGGUUUGCAAUGGUUACAAAACGUAUCCCUCAGGCAACUCCAGUCCCACCUUUUGGCCUUUGCUUUAGCAGUUCCACAAAAGGUACACAAGUAUCCUUAAAAGUUCCUGAUAUUGAUUUUAGUCUACCGGAAGGAAAGAAGUGGACAAUGUCCGCGGCUAACUCCAUUAAGCAAGUGACACCAGAUGUUGCAUGUCUGGCACUAGUGGACGGUGGUGCAUCCUUUGAACCUGCAAUCGUGAUCGGAACCUUUCAGAUGGAAGAUAACUUUCUGGUGUUUAAUUUAGAGAACUCGACGUUUGGGUUUAGUUCUUCUUUAUUACGUAAAAAGACUUCUUGUUCAAACUUCAACUAUACGUUGGUUAGCAGCUAUUGA